Seriola dumerili (greater amberjack) is the source of this 3741-nucleotide messenger RNA. RefSeq names its product activity dependent neuroprotector homeobox (gene adnpb). Gene Ontology annotation, molecular function: DNA binding. Bases 401 to 3613 code for a protein of 1070 amino acids. Gene Ontology annotation, biological process: regulation of gene expression. The record is from RefSeq and is a predicted model, not a curated record. Gene Ontology annotation, cellular component: nucleus. The transcript is spliced from 4 exons. Lineage: Eukaryota; Metazoa; Chordata; Actinopteri; Carangiformes; Carangidae.
GGAGAAUGGUCCAAACGUUAUCGGCUGCCAGGCGAUCACAGGCAGACUUAAGGCAAUUUAUUUGAAAGAGUGGGUACGCUGGUUGUUGUUCCCGACAACAGGACAUGUGUCCGCCCUCACCGCUCCGGGGAAUGGAGGUUUUAAUUGUCUAAUGAGGCUCGGAGGCUCUCAGUUCCCGUUUGCCGACCAGAGGGAAGAGGAUAGCCCUUGUCGGCGAGGGACAGUCGGGUUUGGAAGGUGCACCAACGGCCGGGCUCCCCCCGCGAAGCUAGUUGUCACCUGAAAGGAUAUUACGGAGAUAUCUGGAAAAUAGUGAAAGUGUCUGUACAUCGUCUCAGUCAACCUGAGGUGACACAAUUCACUCGGACGGGAGCACUGGAUGUGAAAGCAGGUGGGCAGCAUGUUCCAGCUCCCUGUCAAUAACCUGGGCAGUCUGCGGAAAGCGAGGAAAAAUGUCAAGAAGGUUCUGGGAGACAUCGGCUUGGAGUUCUGUAGAGAUCACCUAGAGGACUAUAAAGACUUCACUCCUCCAGAUGUGUACAUAAAGCACACUACCUGGGAAGAUGUGUGUAUGUGGGAACCAUCACAUACCAAAGUCCAGGACUACAGAUCAAAGCCCUUCUGCUGCUCUGGCUGCCUCUUUUCAUCCAAGUACUUCUCUGCAUACAAGAGCCACUUCCGCAACGUCCACAGCGAGGACUUUGAGAACAACAUUCUGCUCAACUGCCCCUACUGCACUUACAAUGGUAACAAAAAGACUCUGGAAACACACAUCAAACUUUUCCACAUGCCUAACAACACCGUGCGGCAGGGUCCAGGUGGAAUGGUGGCAGGGGCUGGUGGGCUCUUGAUGAAGGACGGCGUGCUGAAGAGGACCGGGGACAGUGUGGAACAAGCAGUGUACUACUGCAAGAAAUGCACCUAUAGGGACCCUUUGUACAAUGUAGUGCGAAAGCACAUCUACCGGGAACACUUCCAGCAAGUCGCCCAGCCCUACAUUGUGAAACCGGGAGAGAAGACACACGCUCAGAAUGGCGGCACAGGGAAUACAGAGAGUAACAGCACAAACAAUGUUAACAGCAACCAGAUCCACUGCAAGAAGUGUCUGUUUGUUCCAAGGACCUACGAGGCACUUGUUCAGCACGUCAUCGAGGACCACGAGAGGAUUGGCUACCAGGUGACCGCUAUGAUUGGGCACACCAGUGUGAUAGUCCCCCGCCCCAAACCCAUUCUCAUGAUCCCCCCCAAAUCCCAAGGAGACAAGACCAUCAUUGGGAUGGGUCCUAAAGGUGCAGUAAUGGCCACUACCAGGUCUCCUGGCUCACAGCAGUUGGGUCGGGUUGUUAUCACAUCAAAGGCGGGCUUUAACUCUCAGAGUCUUCUGUCUGGGAUGAAACAUGAUGCAAUAGGAUUAAAGGCUGGGGGCACCCAUCCGUUCUCUGUUGGCGGCCAGCAGGUGAGGGUUACUUUACCAGGGAAUGCCCAGGUUUCUGUGCCGCAGCAGUCACACGCAGCAAAGCAGCUAAUUUCUGGUGGCGGUCUGCGGAGUCCAGUUGUGGUCAACUCUUCUUCCUCGCUCAAAUCCAAUCCUCUGGGUUCACGUGUUCAAGCAGCAGCUACAACUGUAGCAUCUGUCACGGCCAAGAAAAGCGGUUCCUCGGUCCUCGGCACGUCCUACACCCAGAAGUGGAAAAUCUGCACCAUCUGCAAUGAGCUCUUCCCAGAGAACGUGUACAGUUCUCACUUUGAAAAAGAGCACAAAGCAGAGAAGGUGCCUGCUGUUGCCAACUACAUCAUGAAGAUCCACAACUUCACCAGCAAGUGUCUCUACUGCAACCGCUAUCUCCCCAGUGACACACUGUUGAACCACAUGUUGAUCCACGGCCUGUCUUGCCCGCACUGCCGUGCGACCUUCAAUGAUGUUGAGAAGAUGGUGGCCCACAUGCGGCUGUCGCACCCAGAUGAGAGUGUAGGCCCACGCACAGACUCUCCCUUGACCUUUGACCUCACUCUGCAGCAGGGCAAUCCCAAGAAUGUUCAGUUGAUCGUCACUACCUACAACAUGAGAGACGCCCCAGAGGAGUCGGUGGCGUUUCAUGCUCAAAACAACAACACCUCUGUGUCAUCAUCCUUGUCUGCCUCCUUAAUAUCAGGCAAGAGGUUAAUGCCUCAGCACCCACCCAAAACACCUUCAGUGGCUGCUGACAGUGCACCAACCAAGAGCGCCCCACAGGCAUCUGUCCCAUACAAAAGGGAUGUGGGCAAGACACUAUGUCCUCUUUGCUUCUCUAUCCUUAAGGGCCCAAUCUCAGACUCACUGGCCCAUCACCUGAGGGAGAGGCACCAGGUGAUUCAGACAGUCCAUCCUGUAGAAAAGAAACUGACCUACAAGUGUAUUCACUGCUUGGGGGUUUAUACUAGCAACAUGACUGCCUCCACCAUCACGUUACACUUGGUGCACUGUCGAGGCGUAGGGAAAUCCCAGAAUGGGCAGGACAGCCGGGUGGCUCAUUCUUCUCGGGUCGGGCAGGCCCAGAGCAGCGCUCUCAAGCGGGCCAGCUUUGAUAGCUCAGACACAAGUGCACCAAAACGAAGGAGGCCGGGCCCCCCCGGGGAAAGGGCCCACCCACGGGACAGCAACGGUCCAUCUGCAUUUGUAGAAAACCCUGAUGAACCUGUGGUUCUGGCUCUCGACCCCAAAGGACACGAGAAUGAGUCGUAUGAGUCCAGGAAGGCAUUUCUAACACAGUAUUUCAAUCGAGCGCCGUACCCCACACAACGGGAGGUGGAGAAGCUGGCAGCCAGUCUGUGGCUGUGGAAGUCGGACAUCUCCAGCCACUUCGUCAACAGGCGGAGAAAAUGCGUACAGGAAUGCGAAACCCAAAACACUAGCGUGUUGCUCGGGUUCAGUAUGCACGAGCUCAGCAAAGUGAGUCACGAGCUAGCGUCCAUCCAGGACGGCGUGUACGAGGGGAGACAAAGCAAGAGGCGGACGUCUAGGAUGCGCAUGGGGCUGUCAGAGCAGGCUCUGCAGAGACACAGGGAACUUGUAGCUGCUAAUGGUGGUGUGGCCCCACCACCAAAGGGAAAGCCAGUAGGGACUGUGCAAGGCUCUAAAGCAGCACCAUCUGCCCCCAAACCCAACAGUGCCAGCAGAGACCAAACCAAGACAAUCAACAGCACCUUACCACAGAAAAUGCCUCUAGACCUUUCUGAGCCCAUUGCCAUUGACUCUGACAGUGAUGAGGAAGAGCAGCAGAAAGAUAACAAAGAACAAGAGGGAGAGGUACAUCGCCAUGGUAACGAACAGCUUACUGGAGCUAAGGAGAAAAUAGAUCAGAGGACAGGGGGCAAGAUUGUUUCGGAUCUAGAUGACAUGUCGGACGAUGAUGAGGACGAUGAUGAUGACGACGAGGACGAUGAUGACGACGAGGAGGAGGAUGAGGACGAGUACGAAGGGCCGCAUGUAGAGAACGGCUUCAGGCCCACGGAGAGCUCGGAGAGACAGGCUGCUAAGGGAAGAGACACUCUGCCCAUCAUUAUUCCCAAGUUUGUACCAUCAUCUGCAAGAAGCAGGAGAGACGGGGCCCAGCUGGGCAAACAGCAGGUCUGACUGGAGAAAUCACAAAGACUCACACAGUCAGAGAGACACGUUAGGUUUGAUCCACGCCAACAAAUCUGCCUCGCCUAAACCGAAGGACACUGCCUUGUUACAUUGGGCAUCUGUGAGGAAGGGAGGGA